AUGGAUUCGGACUCUGAAUCGUACCAGAAAACAGGAGGAAAAUCCUCCAAGGACAUCCUUGAGCCUGCCGUUCUCUUCUUGUCAGGUCAAUCUGUCCUCGCUGAGGCAAAGAAUCAGACCCCACUUUACCAAAUAAAUAGUGACAUCAAGUCAAUCUCGAACAAGGACUCGUCCGUGGCAUUCGAAAGAGUCGAGCAUGAUGUACCUGAGAUCGAGACCGAAGGCGUCACUACUGGAACGCGAAAGCGACAUCUGUUCUACCUCGCACAUCCUGUGAAUGCGCGAUACCGGACCGACAUACCUGCUAGGUACUAUAUCACUUCUGCGGUCUCCGAGAUGAUCGGCAAUAUUCGCCUCGAGAUUUCAGCGGCACGGUUGCAAAAGACAUCCUUCAAGGCAAUGUUGAGCGCAGGAAAAAAUGCCUCUGAUAACCCAUUAUUCCACGAGGGCACUAAACAACUCCUGUUGUUUGAUAUCCAACCAAAUUGGAAAGUCGGUCGCAAUUGCUAUAAGUGGAGCGAUUCCAAUGGCAGACAGGUGGCUGUUGAAGAAAAAGAGGAUGACAGAUAUAAAUUAUCCGUUACGACAAGUAUGUCGCAGGAUUUGAGGGAUGCACUAGUCGCUACGUGGAUGCUGAGGCUAUGGCUCGAUACGGCCGAGAGUAAACAAGCUAAGAGGGAAUUCUUUGAAAGCAUGGCUUCACCAGAAGCGUAUAAAGAAAGCAUGGAACCCUAUAUGCCGAGACAGUGCAUGAUGAUGUGA
This is a messenger RNA of Penicillium robsamsonii, 762 nucleotides long. RefSeq lists its product as uncharacterized. Bases 1 to 762 code for a protein of 253 amino acids. The record is from RefSeq and is a predicted model, not a curated record. NCBI's taxonomy places the organism in Eukaryota, Fungi, Ascomycota, Eurotiomycetes, Eurotiales, Aspergillaceae. The transcript has 2 exons.